Molecule: messenger RNA, 1733 nt
Organism: Ostrea edulis (European flat oyster)
Lineage: Eukaryota; Metazoa; Mollusca; Bivalvia; Ostreida; Ostreidae
Product: cytochrome P450 2C15-like
Exons: 8
Coding region: 28-1506 (492 amino acids)
Biological process (GO): xenobiotic metabolic process
Cellular component (GO): cytoplasm; intracellular membrane-bounded organelle
Molecular function (GO): iron ion binding; oxidoreductase activity, acting on paired donors, with incorporation or reduction of molecular oxygen, reduced flavin or flavoprotein as one donor, and incorporation of one atom of oxygen; heme binding
Source: RefSeq, a predicted model, not a curated record
GGACUCCGUAUUUUUCAUAUUGAAAACAUGGAAGUGUCGACGCUGUUACACCAAAUUGAUUUCACGACGAUUUUAGUUUUCAUCCUCAUAUUCAUAGUUACCAACAACAUCGUGACAAAUCUUAGAAGACUGCCGGGACCUUGGGCGUGGCCACUGGUGGGAAACCUCCCAAACUUAUUGGGCUACAAGAAGAGCUUUGAUCCACCGCUUCACCUGCGACAAAAAUAUGGAAAUAUCGUGGGUUUAAAAUUAGGGCCGAUGGGUUUGGUUUACAUUUGUGGCCACAAAGCUUUAACCGAUGUUUUUCAGAAAAAAACGGAGUUCACUAAAUAUCGUCCGAACUGGGUGUAUCUCGCAACCAGACUGACGGGCAAAACAGGUAUCGUAUGGAGCAAUGGUGAUCUGAAUCAUCACAUCAGAAAGUUCUCACUCAGCGCACUGAGAGAUUUUGGAUUAGGAAAAACCUCUCUUGAAGAUAAAAUCCUAGAAGAGGCACACGUCCUGUCCGACAGUUUGGCGAAAAGUAAAGGAUCGCCAGUUGCCUUAGACACAUUACUCCCUAAAGCGGUGUCGAAUGUAAUAUCGAGUAUAGUGUUUGGAUCCAGAUUUGACUACAAUGAUGAAGAUUUUGAAAGUCUUCUGCAGAGGUUGGAUUAUAUUGUGGUAAAUUCUAAUUACAAAUUGUUAGAAAACUACCUUCCAUUCCUAGAAAAGAUUUUACCAAACUCUAAGGUACGGAAAAUAGUUAAGACCAGAAACGAUUUCAAUGACUACAUCAGAAAGGAGAUAAAUCUGCACAAGAAGUCGUUCGACCGAGGGAAUAUUCGCGACUUUAUAGAUUUGUUCAUAGACCAGGAAACGAACGAAUCAGAGGAUGCUUUGACAGACGAGGACCUAUUCCAGACGAUAUUCGAUUUGUAUGUAGCUGGAUCUGAGACCACUGCUACUUCACUUAUGUGGAUCUUUUUGUUCAUGAUUAAGUACCCUGAAGUACAGACAAGAUGCAGGGAGGAUAUCAAAAAGGUUGUUGGAGACAAAAACGUCACGUUUAAAGACAGAGCUAAACUUCCCUACAUAGCGGCUACUGUGAAUGAAAUCAUGCGGCUUAAAACUAUAGCACCCCUGGGUAUUCCAAGAACCACAAUGGAGGAUAUACAGAUAGAUGGCAUAACGAUACCGAAACGUUGUACAAUUGUGGAAGUUCUCAUAUCGGCGCAUUACGACACCGAUUACUGGGAAAACCCCGAGGAGUUCCACCCAGAGAGGUUCCUUGAUGAGAACAACUCCAUCAUUCGUCGCGAGGCCUUCUAUCCAUUUGGUUUGGGUAAACGAGUGUGCCUUGCUAAGCAGUUAGCAGAGACGGAGAUGUUCCUAUUUUUUGCGACACUUCUACAGAGAUUCCGAUUUGAGAACGCUCAGCCAGAAGUUCCUCUGGAUAUGGAUGGAAUUAGUCCAGGCGUGACCUACUCACCGAGUCCAUACAAAGUCUUGCUGCAGAAACUUUAGAAAUAUCCUGCCAUAUUACAUACGUGUAACAUGACUGUACAUGCCUCAUGCACAGUAGCAAAUAUAUAAUAUGCUAACUUUGCUUGCCAGCAAAGGCUGAGGAGCAGAUUGCGUUUUGCGAAUUAUUCCUUCUUCGCCGCAAAACGAUUCGGUCCUUUGAAAGAGCAGACCGUCACACUUACAUGUAACUACCUAAUAAUAAAUCCUGUCUAUAUUGAGCAAGAAAA